AUGGGCACAUUAACUAUACAUCACACGUUACUAUGGCAACGAAUUAGGAGAACGACAAGAAAGAAACAAGAUUCGUUAUUUGCCAUUAUGACACUGCUAGAUCAUGACGUAUUCAAACCAACUGCUGACGUCAACGUUUUAUACACCGUCCCAAUAAAAAGAAGGAAAAAGCGGAUUGUUAAGACACCCGCUAAAGAGGUGUCUGGAAACUGGUCGAAUUAUGACGAGAUUGGUGCAUUAAUUGAAGGCGUUUACGAAGCUAAAGAAAAUUCCUUUGUAGAUCAGGAUGAAAGGAAUUUAGUGAAUACAGAUGGUUAUAGUAAAGUUGAUUUUCGAUUGUCUCCACCUGAUUUUUUUCAAGACGACCCGUAUGAAAUUAUAGGUUGUAAGAUCAACUCUUGUUGUCCUGGAAAAAAAAGUCAUAAUAAAUCCCCUGAGAAUGGUGUUGAAAAUGUUAAAACUACGCCUAGAAAAAAUGUAAACACUCCUCCGGAAGGACAAAAUCCUUGCUCACAAGCAAUAGAAAAUACACAUAAUGUUUCAAUGUGUAAAUUAAAUAGUAGCAUACGUAUAAAACAACAACGCACCUCAUUGCAACGGGGGAAUAUUCAGGAUCAAGAAAACGUUAUUUUUACGAACGCUACCCACGAAUAUGUUACUAUUACACCCCCUCUUCUUAAACGCUCUUCGCCAGUGCUAUCAGAAAAUCGAAAUCUUAAAAAUAAAAACAGCAAUGAAAUAAAAGACAAAAGGAAAAGCUGUGAAAAAAUAGCGGGUGUCAAUGAUGAUUCAAAUAGAAAUGCCGAAACUGAUUUGGAACAAGAACACCACUACUUUCAAGUGGAGCCAGAAUACAAAAAUCAUGAAUAUGAGGAACUUGCUUCACUUGCGUCAGCAGAGAAAUUUGAAAUUUGGCGAAAACACUAGUAACAAUGAAACAGUCGAUGUUGAAGUUUUGCUUAACAAAAUGACAAAAAAACAGAUAACAGGAAGUGGAUAUAUUAUUGGUUGAUUAAUUCUCAGAUGAUUUUGUUAAAGUUUAAUUAUGACUUAUCCCUCAUGGGAGUUUUAAUCAUUAAAUACUUUUUUACUUGUGUAUAGUGUAUGUCGGUAUAUAUUGAUAUGUGAUGUGAAUACCUUUUAUUUAGCAGUUUUACUGUUAAUAUACUUUUAUUUAUAACCUGAUGAUGAAGUAAUACUUCGAAAUAU
Hydractinia symbiolongicarpus is the source of this 1209-nucleotide messenger RNA. RefSeq lists its product as uncharacterized. Bases 1 to 927 code for a protein of 308 amino acids. The transcript is spliced from 3 exons. Lineage: Eukaryota; Metazoa; Cnidaria; Hydrozoa; Anthoathecata; Hydractiniidae. The record is from RefSeq and is a predicted model, not a curated record.